ACUACGCUUAAUAAUGCAACAUAUAUUGUCAGAUAUUGCAAAAUACGUUUACUUAAAGAUAACUGUAUAUAAUGAGAACAUUUGCAAUAUUAUUGUGUGACGUCGUCAUUUAAUGUCCCAUGGUCACACUAUUAUUGUGGACAAGAAAACGGGUUUAUAGUUGCUGGCCACUACCAAUUCUAGAUAUAAUGAUUGAUACUGUUUACAGUUUUGUUGAUAUUAUUCAUAGCGAAAUAGGUGAUACGGUUAUAACCCAUUAGGGUAAUACUGAAAUAAUAAAUGUCUGUGGGUAGUACUUGAAUGUUCACCUGUAAAGAUUUGCUAUUUUGAUAUAUUUAUUUGAUAUUUGUGCCCAUAGAUAUUCUAAUAUGGCCUUCAUUGAUUAAAUGAAGGCAAAUAGAUUAUAUUCAAGAAUCACGACUAAUCACUAUCGUUUUGCCGACUACUGUCAAUAGCCUCUGUCAAAAUCGUAUUCACAUGAAGUUCAGACUUUUACAUUACAAAUAAUAUACCUAUAUAUCGUACUUUUGAAAAUCAAUAUGGCCGGAAAAGAAACCGUGAAAAGUGCUUGUAAAUCUGUUAAGACAGUGAUGUCCACGGACUUUUGGGAAGCGCGCAGGCGAGCGCUGGGUCUCUAUCGGGCUUGCUACAGAUAUAUACCUUAUAUCAUAAAAUAUUUUGACAUACCGAAAACUGAAGAAGAUUGCAAAUGGAAAUUGAGAGAAUAUUUCUAUGCAAAUGCUUGUGUUUCGGAUGUUCGAGUUAUUGAUAUUUUGGUCAUCAAGGGCUACAUGGAAUUGAAGGAAAUAACCCACCAAUGGCAACAGAAAGGUCAUCUGAUGGCUAACUGGAACCCAACUUGGGAGCCCAAGCCAAAUAAUUUCAUUUGCAAGUUCCUUUCGGGUGUAGAUUGAGUUGUACUGUAACUUUGAGCUUGUUUUUAUUUUAAUAUUUUUCCGACAGCCACCUACCUAAUGAUUUCAAAUUUUAUUACAUACUUAUUAAAUUUAUAAUAAGUAGA
Messenger RNA from Plodia interpunctella (Indianmeal moth), 1021 nucleotides. Its product is annotated as NADH dehydrogenase [ubiquinone] 1 alpha subcomplex subunit 6-like. The record is from RefSeq and is a predicted model, not a curated record. Bases 540 to 914 code for a protein of 124 amino acids. NCBI's taxonomy places the organism in Eukaryota, Metazoa, Arthropoda, Insecta, Lepidoptera, Pyralidae. The transcript is spliced from 3 exons. Gene Ontology annotation, biological process: response to oxidative stress.